Molecule: messenger RNA, 961 nt
Organism: Electrophorus electricus (electric eel)
Lineage: Eukaryota; Metazoa; Chordata; Actinopteri; Gymnotiformes; Gymnotidae
Source: RefSeq, a predicted model, not a curated record
CACAGGAGCACAUCAUGCCAAUGCUAUAUUUCUUGCAACUCUUGUUUCUGGUAGCAGCUUUUUUUUGCAGGUGUUAAUUCAUCUGUGAUUCAACAGAAUUUGAUUGGUGGAAAAGGCUGUACUAGAAAUGAACGGCACCACCAGGCGUGGGUCUUUCAGAAGAGAAGUGAAGGAAAAGAGAGUUUCUGUGGUGGGACUCUGAUCCAUAUGAACUGGGUGUUGACAGCAGGACACUGUUACAAUAAGAACAUUGCUGGCAGAACUGUUUCAGUCUGGGCAGGUGUUCAUCCGAACAAAACAUUCCAAAAGUUUAACAUUAAGUCAGGUGACAUCCAUGUAUAUGAUGUCACUCAGGACACAGGUGACAUCAUGCUGAUCAAACUUCCUGGAUCUGUAAGUGGAAUCACUCCUGCUCAGCUUCCUGGCUCCUCCUGUCAGACUCCUUCUAAUGGAGAGAAGCUGCAGCUCGCUGGUCACGGAUCUACUGUUGACCCAAAUGGCCACCCUGAAAGGAACCGUCGUCUGCAGUGUCUUGAUCUAAAAGUCAGAGACUGUAAUUUCUGGAAUGAGACUGUAGUGAGCAACUAUUUCUGUGGUGGUCUUCAUAAGAAAGCCUUCACCUGCCCGGGAGACUCUGGUGGAGGCUGGCUGAAGAAGAGGUUUCGGAGAACAGGUGUGAUCUAUGGUGUACUCAGUGGUAGAUUCCAUUAUCAAAAUGGAUCAUGUACUACAAAUUCCAGAUUCACCAGUGUGUGUGCUCCUCUUAUCAGGAAGUGGAUAAAUGAUACCAUGACUAAUCAUAUGUGAGUCCUAUAUGAAGCAAUAACAGUAGAGUUACAUAUGAAGUUACAGAUUAAAUACUACAGCUGAUCUGUCACUCUGUACUUUAAUACAAACAUGUUUGGUUAUGUUUGACCUUCAUUUUUAGACUGAUUGAUUUUUAAUUUAAAAUAUGUUACAU